Molecule: messenger RNA, 921 nt
Organism: Loa loa (African eye worm)
Lineage: Eukaryota; Metazoa; Nematoda; Chromadorea; Rhabditida; Onchocercidae
Product: 60S ribosomal protein L5
Exons: 6
Coding region: 1-921 (306 amino acids)
Biological process (GO): ribosomal large subunit assembly; translation
Cellular component (GO): ribosome; cytosolic large ribosomal subunit
Molecular function (GO): structural constituent of ribosome; 5S rRNA binding
Source: RefSeq, a predicted model, not a curated record
AUGGGUUUCGUAAAGGUAGUCAAAAACAAGGCAUAUUUCAAGCGUUAUCAGGUGAAAUUGAAGCGUAGACGUGAGGGUAAGACGGAUUAUUAUGCAAGGAAACGUUUAACUGUGCAAGAUAAGAAUAAAUACAACACUCCAAAGUAUCGCCUUAUCGUACGAUUCACGAACAGAGAUGUUAUUGCUCAGAUAGCAUAUUCUCGAAUUGAGGGCGAUGUGGUUGUAUGUUCUGCCUACUCGCAUGAGUUGCCGCGUUAUGGGAUUAAGGUAGGCUUAACUAAUUAUGCAUCAGCAUAUGCUACCGGUUUAUUGUUGGCCCGACGUCAUUUGCUCAAAAUCGGUUUGGCGGAAACAUACAAAGGUGUGGAAGAAGCGACUGGUGACGAUUACAAUGUUGAAAAGGAGGGUGAACGGGCACCUUUCCGGGCGGUCCUUGAUGUUGGCUUAGCACGCACUGUUACAGGCGCUAAGGUUUUUGCUGUCAUGAAGGGUGUUGCUGAUGGUGGUAUCGAUGUUCCACACAGUUCUAUCCUUCCAGUACUAUUUUUUUUUUUAGUUGAGACGCGUUUCUUUGGUUAUAAUUCGGAAACCAAAUAUAAUGCUGAAGCGCAUCGAGAUAGAAUACUUGGCAAACACGUUGCCGAUUAUAUGGCACUAUUGAAAGAACAAGAUGAAGAUGCGUAUAAGCGACAUUUUUCGCGUUUCAUUGCUGCUAACAUCGGUGCUGAUGACAUUGUGGAUAUGUAUAAAAAGGCGCAUGAAGCCAUCCGUGCCAAUCCUGCACGGGAAUCUAAGAAACCAAAAGAGAUAACGAAGAAACGUUGGACAGCAAAGAAGGCAUCACUAGCAGUACGCAAGAAUCGUGUCAAAAACAAGAAAGCAUAUCUUAAGAUGCUGAAAACACAGCAGGAAGCGCAAUAA